Molecule: messenger RNA, 506 nt
Organism: Triplophysa dalaica
Lineage: Eukaryota; Metazoa; Chordata; Actinopteri; Cypriniformes; Nemacheilidae
Product: coiled-coil domain-containing protein 200-like
Exons: 5
Coding region: 168-416 (82 amino acids)
Source: RefSeq, a predicted model, not a curated record
AUUACAAUAUAAAUUGUGUAUUUGAGGCGAUAUUACUGAUAAAUCUACGUUGUCGUGCAGUCUGUCACAGUUUAUGAGCUCGGAAAUCAGUUCAGUGUUUAUUACAUUAAGAGUGUCAUGACAAAGGAAACAUCUCAGCAUGUAGUUUUGAAUUACGGUGGUGUAAUAUGUCAGCAAUGCACUGGGAGGCCCGUCGACGUCAGCAAUUGCUGGAUCGCAGAUUAUCUGAUAGAGUCAAACAGGAUGAGAUGAAAGGAAAAAAUAAAGAGCAGUCAGAGGCACAAAGUGCAUCUGCAGGAUCCGAGUCUCUGGAGGUUGACAAGAAAUGCAUUUGCAAGUGUCAACCUGCCAACGAGGAAACAUGGGCCAAGAGUAACAAAAGAUACUCUUCCCUGCAGUACUCCCAGCAAUGGUGAAGAUGAGGGCAAGAAAGAACUUCAAGACCACUUCAAGAUUCACAAGACCACUGAGCAACUUCACAAAUAAAGAUCUGUAUUUUAAUCAUA